Molecule: messenger RNA, 1039 nt
Organism: Aspergillus saccharolyticus JOP 1030-1
Lineage: Eukaryota; Fungi; Ascomycota; Eurotiomycetes; Eurotiales; Aspergillaceae
Exons: 2
Coding region: 441-731 (96 amino acids)
Source: RefSeq, a predicted model, not a curated record
CUCUACGCCUACCCUAUACUCCUCGUACACUUGGAAUCCCAACAGUAACUACCGACCGAACAGAAAAAGUCACUUUUCGACGAUGCAACUCCUUCCUACCACCCAACACAUUCAACACAACUCGAGAUGCAGGGCUCAGCAUUCAGCAACGUCUGGGGCCGUUUCAGGCGUCCCGCCGAGCUUCUCGCGUUGAUGCUUCUCGGUCAUCAUUGGUAACACCUUGGGCCCUACAUGGGGUCACAGAAUAUGCAAAGCAAACCUGGAGGGAGGGCAGUCUCCGACAGUCUAUAAAAACCCCCUCGAACGACCACCAUCGAGUCGAAAAUAUCACUAUCAAUCAUCAGCUUAAGCACAUCAAGCAACAAUUGCAAUUGCCCUUUCAAAGCAGUCCUCUUUCUUGUCAAUCCUGUUCAAAGCUUCGAGCUGAAAGCACUGUCACAAUGGUCAAGGCCACUACCAUCGCCCUCGCCAUCAUGGCCACCAUCUCCCCCUUCGCCGCGGCCAGCAACUGCCAGACAGGCCUGCAGUACUGCGGCUACAAUCUUCUGAAGCGAGGAAACUACUACGCCCAAAUCGUCAACGCCCUCGAAGCAGCGGGCUACCCGACUGACAGCGCCCACGUCGAGAAUACCUUCUUCCAGUGCCUCGGGGGCAGCAACGGGGACAUCGAAGUCCUCCAGUACUGCUCUGCGUGCCAGGAUGGUGGCAGUAACCACAGUGAUUCCUGCUAGGCCGCUGACUGGCUCUGGUGAUUCCUUAUGAUUUCCAGCCGGAGAGACGUGCGUGGUAGAGGUGUACUGUGUGGCUCUCGGUUUCUCUUGGUUGGAAGACGGAAUGAAGAGGGAGGGAUGAAGUCAAGGCAGAUUGUUAUUCUUGUUGUUUUGUUGUUGUCGCUUUUUGUUGUUUGCUAGUAGUUGUUGCUAUACUCCUGACCCAUUCUGUCCAUGCUUUGUAGCUUGAGGUUGCAAUGGUAACAGGAGCAGAAGGACAGUCCCGAACUCCUACUAGCUUGACUAAGCGCUUUUAUGCCCAUUGAUAU